This is a messenger RNA of Saccostrea echinata, 1212 nucleotides long. Its product is annotated as diisopropyl-fluorophosphatase-like. The transcript has 5 exons. The record is from RefSeq and is a predicted model, not a curated record. NCBI's taxonomy places the organism in Eukaryota, Metazoa, Mollusca, Bivalvia, Ostreida, Ostreidae. The coding region runs from base 7 to 942 and encodes 311 amino acids.
AAAAACAUGGACCAGAUGGAGGUGGUUCAGCCAAAGUUUACAAAACUUUUAGAUGGCAUGAUGGGAGCCGAAGGUCCUGUAUUUGACAAGGACGCUAAUUUCUACAUGGUUGCACCUGAGGUAGAGAAAAAUGGACCUUUUGCUGGCCAAGUUCUUCGCAUUGAUCUGAAGAAUAGCAAGUCGUCCAUUUUAUGCGAGCCUGUUGUGGAUGGAGAAGGGGGAAUUCCGGCUGGGUGUCAGUGUGACAAAGACAACGUCUUAUGGAUUGCAGACAUGAGGCUUGGUCUUAUCACUGUGGACAAAAAUGGUGACUUCAAACAGAUUUGUAAGGAGGACAAGACAGGCCGUACAAUGCAGGGUUGUAAUGACUGCGCCUUUGAUUACGAUGGAAAUCUGUGGAUAACGGCACCAGCUGGAAAAAUUGCCCCUCACCCAUACGAGAGGUCGAUGGAGGAACCUUUUGGGUCUGUGUACUGCUUCACUAGUCAGAAGGAGAUGUCGUUGAUUGAUACUGGGCUUAGGUUUCCUAAUGGCAUUGCUGUGUUACAUUCCCCAGAUGGCAGACCUCAAACCCUGAUUGUAGCAGAGACCCCCACUAAAUCCCUGUGGGCCUAUGAAAUCCAGGGUAAUGGGAAAGUAGGACAGAGGAAACUGUGGGGAAAACUGCCAGGUGACACAGAAGGAGGACCAGAUGGCAUGGACUUUGAUGAGGAGAACAACUUAUUAGUGGCUCACUGGGGGUCAGGAUUUCUGGAGGUGUUUGGAAGAGAGGGAGGGAGCCCUCACACACGCAUCAAGUGCCCCUUCUCCAGGACUAGUAACCUCCACUUCAGGAAAGGGACAAAGGAAGUAUACGUUACUGAGCAUGAUUCUCAUGGGGUUUGGAAGUUUGAGUGGCAGAGACCAGGCAAAUUACAGUAUUGUGACAUCAUAUCUCUGUGAGGCAGCUAAUAAUGUUAUUGUAUUUAUUGAGUUAUUAUGACUUUAUCAGUGGUGCUAGGUUCUUACCUUAAAACACAGCUUGGUUGUUAAAAAAUGUUUAAAAAUAAAUAUGACACUACAAACAUUGUAUGAUGCAUUUAUUGAUGUAGAAAACAGACAUUUUGUAUGUAUAUUUUGAUAUACAUAUAAAUGCAAUAUAUUAACAAUAACUGCGUAGUUUGUUUUAAAUAUUAAAAUGACAAUCAUUUUUAAAAUAAUUGUAUACAGGUA